AUGAUAAAAAUAUUCGGACCAAAAGCCUCCAAACGUGAUGAAGAAGAAAAAAAAGAAGAAGGUGGAGCUAGACGCAGAACAGCUGGCGAAAUCAGACUUCAGAAAGAAUUGGGAGAGCUAGACCUGCCAAGAAAUGUUAGGAUUACUUUCCCUAAUGACAAUGACAUAAUGAACUUCAAUAUUGACUUGACUGUUGAUGACAACACAUCUCUUUGGUAUGGAGCAUCUUAUAACUUUACCUUUACAGUGCCAAUCGCUUAUCCGCAUGAGCCUCCACGUGUGCAUUGUAACACCAAGAUUUAUCAUCCAAACAUCGAUCUCAGGGGAAAUGUCUGUCUUAAUAUCUUAAGAGGUGACUGGAAGCCAGUCCUUUGCAUCAGCGCUGUUAUCUUGGGGCUAAAUUUCUUGUUCUUAGAACCGAAUCCUAAUGAUCCACUUAAUCAGACUGCAGCAGAAUUGAUGAGAAACAGCAUUGAGAGGUUCAAUGACAAUGUAAGAAGAUCCUUAAGAGGAGGCGCUGUGGACGGAGAACAAUAUCCAAGACUUUUAUAG
Molecule: messenger RNA, 552 nt
Organism: Blepharisma stoltei
Lineage: Eukaryota; Ciliophora; Heterotrichea; Heterotrichida; Blepharismidae
Source: the annotation of a GenBank genome assembly